CAUCAGAGAUUCCAACCUCCCUGAUUGGAAGGAUGGGAUUCCAUGGUUACUCAGGAGCUCAGGUGGAUAACAGCAACUUCUCAGAGCUGUUCUCCACUCCUGACUUCUCCCCAGACUUGAGAGAACGCACUCUUCUGGGUCCUAUAGAGUCUGGAAGAAGGCUUUGGACAGAACAGGGACUAGGUUCUGUGGGAGGGAACAGAGUUUGGCAGAGAUCAUGGCCAGCCCUCAACCACAUCCCCAGGAUGAGUACCAGAGCCCCCAGCCUAGCACCUCGGGAUACUCCCUCCCAGAGAUUUUGGAUGAUGAAGUGCCAGAACCAUCAGUCCCUUGGGUAGAUAUCAGCCCCCCACGUAGGUCCCUUUGUUGGAAAAGGAAGAGGGAGUGGUCAGACGAAUCUGAGGAGGAGCCGGAGGAGGAGCCAGAGAAGUCGCACGACCCUGAGCCUGAGGAGACCUGGGUGGUGGAGUCUCUCCACGGCCUCAAAAUGAAGCUGAAGCGGCGGCGAGUGUCACCCGUGCUCCCUGAACACCACGAGGCCUUCAACAGGCUGCUCGAGGAUCCUGUUGUUAAAAAAUUCCUGGCCUGGGACAAAGAUCUGAGGUUAUCGGACAAGUACCUCCUGGCAAUGGUCAUAGCGUAUUUUAGCCGCGCCGGCCUCUUCUCCUGGCAAUACCGACGCAUUCAUUUCUUCCUGGCUCUCUACCUGGCCAAUGACAUGGAGGAGGAUAACCAGGCCCCCAAACAAGACAUGUUCUACUUCCUGUACGGGAAGAACCACUCCCAGCGACCCUUGUUCCACAAGCUUCGACUCCAGUUCAUUUGUUCCAUGCGCUGGAGAACUUGGGUUUCCCGGGAGGAGUUGGAGGAGAUCCAGGCUUAUGACCCAGAGCACUGGGUGUGGACUCGAGAUCGCACCCUCCUUCCUAGUGCUCCAGGGACCGUGGAGGCCUGAGGUCAUCGGCCUGAGGGAAGAACACCAGGCCCAGCCAGGGAAGAUGUGGGUUUUCAGCAGCAAGUUUACUCCAAUGCUAGUGGCAGACACCAUUAAGGACGAGAGCAGCCAUUUGUGCAGAUCAACUAGAAGAACCUGGAUUGUUCUAGAAGGAGAUGAAUAGAGUGAUCCUGCUGUCCUUCUAGGAUCAGGGGUGGGUGGGGGUACUUCUAAGCCUCUGUGGAGGACAGUGAGAAACCAGGGGUGUUUCUGGUUCCACCUUUUCCUGCAGCUCCACUUCCCUUUUUUUAUAUUGCUGAAUUUCAGCCUCCCUGGGGUGGAACCUGGAGGUUCUGUUUCCUAUGGACUUGGUUGCCACAGUCCAGGAGCAUUUCAAGGCACAGUACAGGUGCUCAGAUUGGCACGGAAUUAUUUGUAAAAUAUGAGUGCCAUAGGAUUGUAACAGAUAGCUUAACAAGUACUAUGCAUUUUAUUGUUUUGUUUGGAAAAUGUUGGCCAUGGAAUUAUUAAUAUGCUUAUUUCAAAUAGUUUGGAAAUUGUUGUACUUUUGAAAACAUGCCAUCCCUGUAGAGUUUUUUGAUGAGAGUUAUAGCUGUUAUAUAUACAUAAAUAUAAUAUUCAUUUUUAAGAAAGAAUUUUUAUCCUAAAUCUAUUGUCUUUAAAUUGUUUUAUCUAUUAUUAUAUGUGCUUCUGAAGCGAGCACUCUUUUUAUCCAAGAUACUUACAUGGUAAUCUACUAUAUUUAUAGCUGUGUGGUAGUUCCCUUAAAUUCUUGUAAUAGAAAAUUUUAUUUGCUAUUUAGUGUUCCUUACUGAAUGGUGAGAAUUCAGCUGUGAUUUUUAACAUGUCUUAGAUAUAUACUAAUUUGUCUAAUAUAUACUAUACAUUUUAUAGGUUUAUGUGAAAAAGAUGAGCAACGAAUGAUUACUGCAUUUAUUUUAAAUAGUGGAAAUCCUGGUAUUUUGAAUAGAUGUUGUUCCUAUAAAGUUCAUAAACAGCUAUAGCUGUUAUGUACACAAAAAUGUAAUUUUGUUUUCCUUUUUAGGAGAGGAUUCUUUUAAUCCUAAAUCUUUUAUCUUUAAACCUUUGUAUGUGUCAUUACCUGUGGUGCCAAAGGAAGCACUGUUUUUAUCUACGAUACUUACUUAACAUAUUACCUUUAUAGCUACAUGGCAGUUCCCCUAAAUUCUUGAAAAUACAUUUUUAUUUGAUGUUAAGUGUAUGUUUUUGAAAUGUGAGAAUUCAGAUGUAAUUUUUUGCCUUGUAUUGAUAUGUUUGUACGUUAUUUUAAGGAGGAUGUGUGUUUUACAGGAGGACAUGAGCUGUGUGUUCUCAAGAGAACAGUGCAGUGCGUCUCUCAGGGAAAUGUAAUAAAGACAGUUUUCUCACCUUCA
Callithrix jacchus (white-tufted-ear marmoset) is the source of this 2349-nucleotide messenger RNA. RefSeq names its product speedy protein E4-like. Gene Ontology annotation, molecular function: protein kinase binding. Gene Ontology annotation, biological process: positive regulation of cyclin-dependent protein serine/threonine kinase activity. The record is from RefSeq and is a predicted model, not a curated record. Lineage: Eukaryota; Metazoa; Chordata; Mammalia; Primates; Cebidae.